Molecule: messenger RNA, 751 nt
Organism: Olea europaea var. sylvestris
Lineage: Eukaryota; Viridiplantae; Streptophyta; Magnoliopsida; Lamiales; Oleaceae
Product: nuclear transport factor 2B
Exons: 2
Coding region: 97-468 (123 amino acids)
Biological process (GO): nucleocytoplasmic transport
Cellular component (GO): nuclear pore central transport channel
Source: RefSeq, a predicted model, not a curated record
AGCACUAAUGCAUGUAUACACCCGGAAACCAGGUGGAUAGAUAAAUAUUACAGAGAGGCGCCGCCUAUCGAACCCGACAACCCGAAUCCUCAAACAAUGGAUCCAGAUUCAGUUGCCAAGGCAUUCGUUGAACACUAUUAUUCAACGUUCGAUGCGAAUCGGGCCGGGCUCGCUAACCUUUACCAGGAAGGCUCGAUGUUGACAUUUGAGGGCCAGAAGAUCAUGGGAUCUCAGAAUAUCGUGGCGAAGCUCACCAGUCUGCCGUUCCAGCAGUGCAAGCACCAUAUCACGACAGUUGAUUGUCAACCGUCUGGGCCCGCCGGCGGUAUGCUUGUUUUUGUCUCCGGUAAUCUCCAACUUGCCGGUGAACAGCACGCGCUCAAGUUCAGUCAGAUGUUCCAUUUGAUGCCAACACCACAGGGAAGCUUCUAUGUGUUCAAUGACAUUUUCCGCUUAAACUACGCAUAAUGGAUUGUGCAUGGAUUUGGAAAUUUGUCUGGGGAGUGUUAUGAAUUGAUCGCAUUGGAACAUGUGAAGUUAAGAUGCUUUAGGAGUCCAAAGUUGUUGAUUUACUUUCAUCUACUUGGCUGUUUGAUUAUUUCACUUGCUAUGAAGUUUUUGGACUAAUCCCUAGUUGAAAUGGGAUGAAUAGAUUGGUUUGAUUUGUGAACCUGUUUAGUAUUUAAUGGAAUGAAUUAAAUUGUACCUUCUUUUCAUUUAGUGAUGUUGCCAAACUGACCUUGUGAAGUUA